Messenger RNA from Callorhinchus milii (elephant shark), 704 nucleotides. RefSeq names its product copper transport protein ATOX1-like. Gene Ontology annotation, cellular component: cytosol. Gene Ontology annotation, biological process: copper ion transport. The coding region runs from base 60 to 356 and encodes 98 amino acids. Gene Ontology annotation, molecular function: copper chaperone activity; metal ion binding. NCBI's taxonomy places the organism in Eukaryota, Metazoa, Chordata, Chondrichthyes, Chimaeriformes, Callorhinchidae. The transcript has 4 exons. The record is from RefSeq and is a predicted model, not a curated record.
GACACACAGGGGGACAGAGAGCCCCACACACGCACCCACAGGGACAACAGACAGACGCCAUGACGGUGAAUCCCACCCACACACACACAGUGACAGAGAGCCCCCCCACCCCCCUCCCCACACACACACAGGGACAACAGACAGUCGCCAUGACGAAACGCGAGUUUUCCGUCGACAUGAGUUGCGAAGGGUGUUCGGGCGCUGUGACCAAAGUCCUGAACAAACUGGGAGACGUUCAGUUCAGCAUUGAUCUGCCCGAGAAAAAAGUCGUGAUCGAGUCCAGGCACAGCGUGGAUGUCCUGCUGGAGACCCUGAAAAAGACCGGGAAGAACGUUUCCUACGUCGGUGAAAAAUAAACCGCGCCCGGCGAAGGAAGACUAAUCCCACAGGAUUAAGCUCUCUCUCGACCGGUUUACACAAAUAAAUGGACCCAAACUACAGGCACCGUUCAACAGCUGGCUUCUUUGUGAACGUAAUGAAGAGUUUUAAUUGGAAUUAAAACUCUGAUAAUUACUAGCUGUUCACUUGAGUGGGACCCCAAAGUGCUUCAUCCGUACCUGUUUCGGCUGCUUUUCCGUGCCAUGCCUUAAAAAUUUAUAGUUUGUUUAAAAUCCUCUUUAAUUACAUUGUCUUCGAUACGUUCGCACGCAAAAUAAAUGUCUGCCGUGGCUAUUCCUGAAAAAAAAAAUCGUUUCAACUCUUUC